UCUGUUCUUUCUUCUGCAAAACAAGGAGGGGCUUUGAAGCUAUUCACUGAUCUUCUUCCUCUUCGAAGAGUUCUUCUGGACUAAAUUUCUUCAUCCUUUGCUGAAAUGAUGAGUAGCUGUGAUGAAUGGAAGCCUUUUCUAGCAAUGAUAGCUAUCGAUUUUGCGUUUGCGGUAGUGAAUAUUCUGCUCAAGAAAUCCCUUCAAGAGGGAAUGAACCAUUUGGUUUUCAUUACUUACAGGUUGACUACUUCUAGUAUUUUUCUAGCGCCAAUCGGCUACUUUUGGGAAAGAAAUAUAAGACCAAAGCUCACAUUUAGAAUUUUAUGUUACCUCUUUCUCAGUGCCAUUGUUGGGGCAUCAGUGACACAGUAUUUUUUCCUUCUGGGAAUUCAAUACACUUCUGCUACCUUUGCUUGUGCCUUUGUCAACAUGGUGCCCGUGAUCACAUUCCUCAUGGCAUUACCAUUUGGGCUAGAGAGUGUGAACAUAAAAUGCAACAGUGGGAGAGCAAAGAUACUAGGAACAGUGGUGUGCAUCGGAGGAGGAUUGAUAUUGACACUGUACAAAGGGAAGCCAUUGUUCGGCUCUGAUGAUUCUCACUAUGAUUCUUCUGCAUCAGCACCAAUAUCAAAAACUUCUGCAGUAAAGUUGGCUGCUUCUCAUCAUCAUGUGAAUAGUGAGAGAUGGACUCUCGGUGUAAUAGCUUUGAUUCUGGGAACAUUGUUCUGGUCUUCAUGGUUUGUUGUGCAAUCAAAAGUAGGCAAAAGGUACCCUUGCCAGUAUUCUAGCACAGCCAUCAUGACCUUCUUUGGAGCCAUUCAAUCUGCUGUUCUUAGCUUAGCCACUGGAAGGAACUUUUCCCUGUGGGUUCUUAAGGGAAAGAUGCAAAUCAUCACUGUUCUGUUUUCUGGAAUGGUAGGAUCAGGAUUGUGCUUCGUGGGAAUGUCAUGGUGUGUGAAGAAAAGAGGUCCAGUCUUCACUGCAGCUUUCAGCCCUCUUGUGCAGAUUAUGGCAGCCAUGAUCGAUGUCCCUCUCUUGCAUGAACAGCUCCAUCUUGGAAGCGUUUUAGGAUCCAUACUGGUGAUGCUGGGAUUAUACAUUCUUCUGUGGGGGAAGAAAAAGGAGAUGCAGUUGACGAAACUGAUGAUCGUCCAAGAAGCUGAAGAAACCAAGGAACAAGACCAACCAAUUCAACAACAACAAAUCUCUGUGUCCUGUGAUCCACGUUGUCCUUAAUUUCCAUUAUUUUAUUCGAAGUUUGAAGUCUCCACAUUUAAUUAAUGUUCAAAUGAAGAAUCAAUAUAAUAACAACACCAUUUGAUA
Prosopis cineraria is the source of this 1323-nucleotide messenger RNA. RefSeq names its product WAT1-related protein At3g30340-like. NCBI's taxonomy places the organism in Eukaryota, Viridiplantae, Streptophyta, Magnoliopsida, Fabales, Fabaceae. Gene Ontology annotation, cellular component: plasma membrane. The transcript has 6 exons. Gene Ontology annotation, molecular function: transmembrane transporter activity. The record is from RefSeq and is a predicted model, not a curated record. The coding region runs from base 106 to 1236 and encodes 376 amino acids.